Molecule: messenger RNA, 992 nt
Organism: Cephus cinctus (wheat stem sawfly)
Lineage: Eukaryota; Metazoa; Arthropoda; Insecta; Hymenoptera; Cephidae
Product: ATP synthase mitochondrial F1 complex assembly factor 1
Exons: 2
Coding region: 382-930 (182 amino acids)
Biological process (GO): mitochondrial proton-transporting ATP synthase complex assembly
Cellular component (GO): mitochondrion
Source: RefSeq, a predicted model, not a curated record
UAUUUAUAGUUUUUUAAAAUUCUUUACUGUUUUCAAAAUAUUACUACUAAGAAUUCAGCGUUAUCGUUGUGUUCUUUAUGUUAUGCAUAAGUAUAAUUCAAAUAAGAAAAAUCUGUACAAGAAAAGCCUCUUAUGAAAUAAUCUUGGGACGGUUUGUUGAAUUUUAAUUGCACCUCAGUGGUGGUAUAUAGUGAUAUAAGGUGAAUAUAAUAAAAAAAUUGUGGAUGACAGUUAUUAGAUUACCUUCCUAAUCUAAAUAUAAAUUCAUACAAUAAAGCAGUAUAGAAACGUGAGCAGGAGAAAAAAAUUCAACAAGCAUCCAAGGCUAAACCAUCACUGGAUCCAGCUUUGCAGAAGAAGGAACCUCAGUUGAAUGAUAUAAUGAAAAUUGAUCUGAUCCAAGAUAAAAACAAGGAGGAGAUCAUUGAAAUCUGGCGAGAGUAUCAUAAGCAAAAGGAUUGUAUCUCUGGAACCAUGUCACCUGAGCAAUAUGACAAAAUAUUUGAUCGUGGUGCAAAGUUUCCAACAUUUCUAAUACCCCUACCAAGAUCGAAUGGUUAUGAGUUUAUCAUGUGCCAAUUUCAUGGAUCGGAAAUUCACAUGACGCCUCUUCUCUGGUAUCAAGUACACAAAGAGAAUGCUCCAGAAUGUUUAACAAUUGUGCAUUAUACAGAACUUAGGGACAGUAAGAAUUUAGUUCUUAUGCGCGGAGAGUUCGAUGCAAAUUCAAUCAAUGUGCAAGAGGCACAGUGUUUAUUGAAUGAGCUCCAACUAUAUUAUUCGAUGGAUGAUCCACAGCGAUUGAAAUUACUGGAAACAUUUACACAUAAACCUGAUGAGUUCAAGCACAUGGAUCUUAUUGCGCAAUUAGAAACUAUUUCCUUAGAGCCUGUAGCUAAUACCAGUGCCAAGUCUAUGAAAUCCAGUUAAUUGUUAUAAUUUUAUGUCACUUCUGUAUAUAGACCAUCCAAUAGUAACCUGAUUCAAUAGAA